Molecule: messenger RNA, 1344 nt
Organism: Durio zibethinus
Lineage: Eukaryota; Viridiplantae; Streptophyta; Magnoliopsida; Malvales; Malvaceae
Product: beta carbonic anhydrase 5, chloroplastic-like
Biological process (GO): carbon utilization
Molecular function (GO): carbonate dehydratase activity; zinc ion binding
Source: RefSeq, a predicted model, not a curated record
CUGUUUUGUUACCAGAUCUUUGGUUCCAGGGUCAAAAGUGGGGAAAUUCAACAGACCCAGUUGAGACUGUGGACUUCUUUCAGGAGAAGUUAUACAAUUUAAGAUUACGACUACAAUGCAAGUUUCUGGGUUGACCCCAAGAGAUAAGCUUAUUUCCAGUUUGGUUUUAACUCACCUGCAAUGUAGUUUCUUGGAUUCAGUUUCACUGAUAAAUCUAUUUUAUACUGCCACAAAUGUCUUCCUCUGACAUUUGUAGGAGCAACACAGGUGUGAAAUUGAAGGCUUCAAUAGAGCCUCCAGCACUAACAUGGGAGCUUAAAGGUGACAAACAGGAGAGCAUAGUGGAGAUGGAAAGCGGAUGUGAUUUGUUUGAUGAAAUGAAAAUUAGAUUCUUGAGUUUCAAAAAGCAUAAAUACAUGGAAAACUCAGAACACUUUCAAGCACUUUCCAAGGGUCAAUCUCCUAAAGUUAUGGUGAUUGCUUGUGCAGAUUCUAGGGUAUGCCCCUCAAACAUCUUGGGAUUUCAACCAGGAGAAGCCUUCAUGGUUCGCAAUGUUGCAAAUAUGGUGCCCACAUAUGAGAGUGGGCCAUCAGAAACUAAUGCUGCAUUGGAAUUUGCUGUAAAUUCACUUGAAGUUGAAAACAUUUUAAUUAUUGGCCAUAGUCGCUGUGGUGGCAUUCGUGCCCUCAUGAGUAUGAAAGAUGAAGUAGAUUCAAGUAGCUUUAUCAGAAGUUGGGUUAUUGUUGGAAAGAAUGCCAAGCAAAUUACAAAGUCCGCUGCUUCCAACCUCAGCUUUGAUCAGCAGUGCACAAAUUGUGAGAAGGAAUCGAUCAACUGUUCACUGUUAAGCCUGCUUACUUAUCCAUGGAUAGAAGAAAGGGUGAAGAAAGGGGUGCUUUCUCUGCAUGGUGGCUACUAUGACCUUGUUGACUGUACUUUUGAGAAAUGGACAUUGGAUUAUAAGGAAAGCAUCAUGGACAGGAAAAAGAGAGUUAUAGUGAGGAACAGCUCGAUUUGGUGCUAACUUUCUCAUUUCAUCUCCUUUUAUCUUUUGCUUUUGCAUUCUCCGUUCUGUUAAGAAUGUGCUUGAUUUAUAAAUGACAACACUAAUUAAAAAAAAUAAUGUUUAUUCCUUGUAAUUUCAAGGAAUAACUACUGUGUUGUAAUAAUAAGCUACUUAUGUAUCUGUAUUUCAAGGGGAUCUUGCAACAGUAGGCCUGGGGUUGGGAGAUAGAUUUUUGUAUGUUGUAAUUUUGUAAUUUUAAAUCAUUGGUGGAUAAUUUCCAAUUUCGUUUCUUUUCUUUGUCUAUAUUCUGUACUUCAAUAAUAAGAUGAAACAUUAA